This is a messenger RNA of Plasmodium vinckei vinckei, 7293 nucleotides long. RefSeq names its product conserved Plasmodium protein, unknown function. The transcript has a single exon. The coding region runs from base 1 to 7293 and encodes 2430 amino acids. NCBI's taxonomy places the organism in Eukaryota, Apicomplexa, Aconoidasida, Haemosporida, Plasmodiidae. The record is from RefSeq and is a predicted model, not a curated record.
AUGAUAAAACGAAUUUCAAAUCGGAAGUGGAAUAAAAUAUUGAAAGCCCAAAGGGAAUAUGUAAAUAAUUUAUUUAUGAAAAGGAUCCAUACCAUAAAAUAUAAGAAAAUAAAUAAAAAGGCAACAUUCAAAAUACAUAUUAUUCUUAAAAAACAUUCUACGAUUUAUUCUCAGUGUUAUAAUUUAUUUAAUAAGAAUCUAGUUUUUGAAAACUCCAGUUUUAUUAAUAGUAAAAAAUAUAGUAGACUAGUUAAUCAAAAAAGGUUACCACUUGCACAUGCCAACAAAUGGAAUACUAACCUUACUCAAGUAACAUAUAAGAAAGAAAAAAUGUACAAGGAAAAUGAGCAUAAUAAUAUUGGGAAAGGUAAAUAUAAAACCCAUAAUAAAUAUUUUUUUGAAACUCAAUUUCAUGAACCCAAUGUGCCGAAAAUGCCUUUGCCGAUACCCCAAAGACUUCCUAUAUUUCCAAAUCUAAUUAUAUAUCCAUUUAUAAAACUGUUUAAUUUUUCCAAAAAAAAAAGAACUAAUUCCGGUUCCAUGCUCUCAAAAAACAUAAUGCGAAAAACAGAUAAAACUAAUUUUGAAAUACAAAAAAAAAUAGAAUAUAUACAAAACAGUAAUAAAAAAAAUAAUAAUUCUAUAAAAGUGUCCAAUAAUAUUUCAAAAAAUGAGUAUAACAUAGAAAAAGACAAAAAUAAAUAUAAUAAAAUUUGUACUAAAAAUAUUGAAGAAAACCUCAAAAAAAGUUAUAUAAAUCGUAAUAUAUAUCACUAUGAUUACUCAAAAAAUAGUAAGAAUGCAAAUAGGGUGUAUCAAAAUGAGCAAGUCGAUUAUGGAAAUGAUAAUAAAACCAAUGACGAAUCUCAUCAUAUAGUGAACAAUAUAUCUUCAUUUAGUCAAAACAAAUACAAUAUAAAAAUAAGUAACAAAAAAGUAAAGAGAAAAUAUGACGACAUCCAUAUUAAAAAUAUGGUACUAAAAAAGGAAAAAACAUGGGACAAAUAUAUUAUAGAUGAUAUAAUACCAUUAACAGAAUCUAUCCCUAUGCAUAUUUUCCGCAAUUGUAAAUUUACUAAGUACUAUUAUUUAUAUAUUCAAAAAUAUGCACAAAUUUAUAAAAAUAAAAUCAACUACACAAAUAAAACAACUCAGCAUGUAUUAAAUUUCAAACCCAAUAAAAAGCUAAAAAUAUGUCCUCAGGGCUACAACACUCCGAUAAUGAUAAUAGAUAAGAUUAAUACAAAACAAGGUGCUCGAAAAAAAAGAAAAAAUAAUAAAAUCAUUUCAACUUAUUCAAAAAAAUAUUGUUAUAAAAACAUAGAUAAAUAUAAUAAAACCGUAAAAAUACCAACAUGUUAUAGCGGAAAAUAUAUUUUGUAUAAAAAAAUAAACCCAUAUGUCUUUUCGCGUCUAAACAGUUUCUCCACUAUAUCCAACAGUCGAAACCCUAAUUGGAAUCAAAAAAUUAAUUUCAGAAUACAAAAAAAGAAGAAAUCUGCUCUCGUAAAAGACGAAAAAAAACAAUUAAGUAAAAAAAUUAUAACCCCUUUAAAAGGGAAAAUAAAAAAUCCCCCAAAGAUUCAUAAUGGCCAUUUGGAAAAGAAAAAUCUUAAUAAGCAAAUACUAGAAGAUCAAAAAAAAAAAAAAUUCAUUAUUAAUAAAAAAAAAAUUAAUCACUUCUACAAUAUUGAUAAUACAUCUUGUAGAUAUCAAUCGAAUAAAAAAAUGAAAAUCUGCGAAAUAAAAAAAAAACGUAAUUUACAAAAACCAAAAAUAACAAAGAAGGACAAAUGUAUAAAUUCUAAAUGUCUCAUGAACAAUGAAAUCAGUUUAUAUAACUAUUGUUCCACUGAAAUGUCAACUAAAAAAACAAAUAACCGAAUAGGAAAAAAUAAUAUACACCCACUAACUAGCUCAUUCAAUAACAAAUUUGAAAGCACCCGAAUAAAUACUGAACCCCCAUUUUGCAAAAUAAAGAAGGAAGUAAAAGCCUCUUCAAAACAACCAAGCAAAAUAAAGAGUAUUAAUAAGAUAAAAAAUGAUCACACAAAAAAUAAUGUAUCAUCUAGUAUUCAAAAUAAAAAUGCAAACUACAAUGAUAAUAUCAAUAUAAAUCUACAACAAAGCUCAACCAAACAUAUUGGUAGCAUAAUUAAGAAAAAAUCAAUUCAAACAAAACGAAAUAAAUCAAAUACUAGAAUUGGCGAUCACAUAACUCAAACAAAUAAAAUGGAAGAUAAAAAUGGGAAAAAGGAAGUAUAUAAAUUGAAGGAAAGGAAUACAAAUAAUUUUAUUACCUCUAUACAUAAAAAUGGAAACAAUAGAAAAACAAUUGAUCAAUUGAAUUGUUAUAAAAAAAAUGAAAUUAACUCGAAAAUUCUGAACCUAAACAUAGAAAGGUGUAAAGAUAUAAUAAAAGACCCUACUAACUCAAAUACUACAACUAAUAAUUACCUCAAAAAAAAAUAUAUAAAAAGUAACAGUGUAAAAACUGAAUAUGCUAGUUCAAUAUCUUCACCAAUAAGUAAUUAUAGUGAAGGCAUUAGCCGAAUAAGAGAAAAUGACACAAAUAAUAAAUUAUUAGAAAUAGACAAAGAUAAAAUAAUAAGCCAAGAAAGUAUGCUUUAUGGACUAAUAAAUAAUAACGAUAAUAAAAAUCGAUUAAAAAAAUUUAUUGAAGACUCUGAAAAAAACGAAAAUCAAAUAAAACAAAGUAAGUAUAAAAUUGGAAACAAUAAUGAUCCCUCUUUUUUUUCUCAUAAAAAUAAUGUAACAAAUAAUUUUUCAAUUACUCAUUGUAAAAGCAAGAUAAAAAAUGUUCUACCAAACAAAACAAGCUUUAUUGAAAAAAAUAUUAAUUGUUGGAACAAAACAAAAAAAACACACACCACAAAUUUACCAGAAAUAAAUACAUCAAAUUUAAUGUCUUCUACCAAAAUAAAAAGUGAAGAAAGUCUUCUUUAUGAGCUUAUAAAUUCAAAUGAUAAUAAAAGUAAGUUAAAACAAAUUAUCGAAAAUUCAGAAAAAGUUAAAGAAGACAAUGAAUUAGAUAAAUACCAUGAACUUAUUUAUCCCAUAAAGAAUAUGUCACAAGAAAAUAGACACAUUCUUAUGCAAGAAGACGAAACAAAACACCUUCACAACGACACUAAUAUAAUAAUUGAAACAGAGCAUAUUCAAAAAAACACUGAAAUAAAACGAACAGGAAUUGUUUACCCAUAUAAUAAUCUCCAAAAAACAACAGAUCACAAAGUAACUCAGAAAGAUCAUAUUAGUCAUCAUGAGAAUCUUCUUUAUCAAUUAAUAAACAAAAGUAGCAAUCGAAUUAAGCUUCGAAAUUUUAUUCAAGAAGAUAUAAAAUAUGAACAACCUAAAAAUCAGCAUAUAAUAAAAAACAAUAUCAAUACUACACCACCCAUAAAAUAUACUCCUAUAAAUAAUACGCAAACUAUUCAAAACAAUGAGUUGCAUGAUCAAAGUUCUGGAAAUGUAGAGUUAAACAAAAAUAUGCCAAAAGAGAAAAACGUGACAAAAGAUACUGUCUCCAAAAAAUAUAUAAAUUAUGAAAAAUCGUCUAAAUAUUCUAUGAAAAAGCCAAUAAAAUGUGAAAAAGAAUCAUUAAAUUUAGCAAAAAAACAAAUAUGUUAUAAAAAUCUUAUUACACAUAAAUAUCUACAUUCUCAAUCCAAUUAUUCUAUUAAAAAAUCGACCAUCAAAACAGAUAACAAAUAUAAAAUUAGGAAUAAUAAUAAUAGCAGUAAAGAUGAUAAAAAAAUCAAAUUUCUUAAUUCUCAAAAUGGAAAUAAAACAACAUCAAAAGGCAUUGACACAAAAAAUGUGCAGAAUUUAAAAAAGUAUAAAUAUAUAAAAGCCAAAAUAGAAACAAUAAAAACAGAAAUGAACAAAAUCGAGAGAGAUAAAAACAUAAAGGCAGAUGAUUAUAAAAAAAAAACUCUUUUACUUCAAAGUAAUCUUAAAAAUGGCGACGAAAAUAUUAAGAGAAAACCUAUAGAACCGAGAAAGCAAAAAUCAAGCAUAUCGACUUAUCACAAAUUCAAUGAUAAUAAAAAAGACAAUAUUUUGAAAAAAAAAUACCAAUUUUUAAAUAAAAAUGAAAUAAAUAAGAAAAAUAUGAAUCCAAAAAAUUUGAACAAAAAAUGUUUUAAAUCACAACAUUUCAAUAUACAAAAAAAAUAUCCAAAUGGAAUUAAAUCAUCUACAAAAUACAGCCGACCUACUAAUAUAUAUGAAAAGAAUAGUUAUCAAAGCACAAAAUGCUCUUUAUUAAUAAGCAAAAGAAGUUUUUCUAAAAAACAAAAGAUAAACAAUGAUACAUCAAAUGAAGUAACCAAACAAGGGAAUAUUAUAGAGACUAUGCUAGAAGUAAUUACCAUGACUGAUAGAAAUAAUAGCAAUAAUAAUUGUCCUAAUAUGGACAAAGGAAUAAAAAUAAAUAAUGAUUACAAUAAAAAUGAAGAUAGACAAAAAAUUAAAUAUUUCGAACAAAUUCAUAACGAAAUUAAAAACAAAGUAAUAAACACAGAAAUACGAAAAAAAGCAGAAAAUAGAAAAAUAAUAAUCAAAAAAAAAUAUUUCACUAUAUUAAGGAAUAAUAGUAAUCAUAAUAAUAUGAAAAGGAUUGUUGAGAAAAUUCAAAAAGAAAAAAAUAAACCAAAUUUUACCGCAUUCAUUGAGUUAACACCUCAAACGAAACCAACUAAAAUAUUUAAUAAAAAAAUAAUCACGAUUAAAAAUGAGUAUAUAGUGCCAACUCUUAUAUUGCAUAUAAGCGAACAAAAAAGAAAUAAAAAAAUGAAUAACUCACUAAAGCCAAGUUUAGACAAGAUAGAAUUAUCGUUUAACCCACUAAAUAAAAAUAUAGUAAUGCAUAGGCAAGAGUAUUAUAUAAGCAUAACAAUUAACUAUUGCACCAUACCAAGAUAUAUAGAAAAUAAAAUAACAAUAUUUAAAUGGUUUACCAAAAAUAUUAUCAAUAAAAUGGAUAGAACAGACGAUAGAAUUGUUCAUAUAUGCGGACUAUAUAAAAAAAUAAACAAAUCAAAAAAAAGUCUUAUCAUAAAUGGAGCAUCCAAAGAUAACGAAAACACGGCAUGCCGAAAAUUGCAAAUAGAAGAUAUUCAAAUUAAAGGAAUAAAUAAAAUAGGAAAAAAAAAUAGUUCACUUAUAUUCGACAUUUAUAAAGGGAAAUGUAUUAACAGAAAUGAGAAAAUUAUCUUCUAUUUUUCGAAAAAUCAAAAAUAUGAGAACCUUCUUCAAUUUAAAUCGGAAAGAAAAAACCAAAUAAAUAAAAACAUAAUGAUUAUACCAAAUGAAAAUAUAAUAUAUACCUUUAAAGUAACAAUUUUGGUCACUACUAUUUUUAGAACUUAUGUGUGCACCGUUUUAUUCAUUAAAAAUAUAUCAGACACCUCAAAAUAUACUAGUAACACAAUAUACAUACUAACAAAAAACAUAAAUUCUUUAUGCAAUACUAAAAAACAGGUAAUACCACUCAUCAACGAUGAAAUAAAAAAUAAAAUAACUCUUAUAAACAAAAUUAAUAAUAGCCCAAAACUUCUCAAAAUCGACAACAAUAUUGUCGAAAAAAGCGAAGAAAAAAACAGAAUAUUACCAUUAAAAUGCCUUCCAAAUAAUUAUAUGAAAGACACAGAAAAGGAAAAUCCCAAAAUAAAAAUGAUACAAGAUAUUUCUAAAAAAGUAGAAAAAAUAAAACCAAAGGAAAACCAAAAUAACGAUAUAGAAAAAGAAAUACUAGCCAUAAAACAUUUAAUUAAAGAAGUAUUAGACGAAAUCAAAAAUGGAAUUAUAAAAGAUUCAAAUAUAGAGAAAAAAAAGAAACGUGUAAGAAGUAAGAGGAAAUUGUUAUAUAGAAAAGAAUUUGUCAAAAAUAUUUUAAACAAAAAUAGAAAAUUUAUAAAACCCAAAUUAAUGAAUGAAAAACAUAAGCCUAUAGAAAUAUUGCAAAAAAUAAAAAAAUUAAACAAAAUACACACAAAAAAAACCAACAUCUAUGCCCCAUUAAAAAAUAUAGAAGAAGAAAGUUCAAUAGAAAUUACUCAAAAUAAUGAACAAGGCAAAUUCGCGAUAGAAAAUUUUGAAGAUUCUAUAUGCAUGAAUAAUAGAGACUUAUUAUCUGAUAAUACUUUAGAAAACCAGACAGAAGAAAAUAAAUAUGCAAUUCAAAUUGACACAUCAAAUGAUAUAUUAACUAUAAAAGAUAAGGAAAAUAAUGAUAGUACAUGCAUAAUAGUAAAAAAUGAUGAAAUCAAUAUUCCUCACUGUAAUACGAUACCCGUAAAAAAUUGUGAAGAAAUAAAAAAAGAAAUAAACAAACUUAUUGAUAUGGUAAAUGAAUUAAAAAAGGAAUAUAUGAAUGAAAUGAUAAACCAAGGAUUUAAUCAAAAAAUAAAAGAGAAUAUUACCAUUAUUGAACAAUUAGAAAAUAUUAACCUCGAAAAUACAAAUGAAAUAAUUGCUAAAAAGUUUGAACAUGAGUUAGAUAAAAUAGAAGAAGAGAAUCAACCCCCUACUAAAAUAUUGGAACUAAAAAAUUCACAGUUAGACAAUUUAAAAGAAAAUGAAAAUCCACAAAUUAGUGAUGAAACGAACUAUGAAAUUAUGAUGUUAGAAAACCCUAAAGUAAAUCAGGAAAAAAUUAAGAUACUCCCAAAUAACCAUCGUAGUAAUGAACCCAAUGAACGAAUUUCAAAAAAAAUACCCAAAAUUAAAUUCCAAAAAAAAAAAAAAAGUAUUAAAAAAAUGAAAAUAAAAUUUAAAAUAAUGGAUAUCAUACAUGAAGAAAAUCCCACAAACUUUGAAAUAAAAAAAAAUCACACAGAAAAUAUUAAACAAAUUUUAAAGGAUAUAUUAACUGUGGAAACGAUUCAAAACAUUUUAAAGGAAACUAAAGACCAAUGUUUUGAAGAAAACAAAAAUGAACCAAUGCCAAAUGAUCAACCACCAAUUAUUGAAAAUGCAAAGGUGGUGAAUUAUGCAGAAACGCAGGAAACCUUCCUAAAAGAUACAUCAACAAGUAACCUAUCUUACGAAAAAAAUGAACAAGUAUAUAUAUCAAAUCCUAGCAUAAUAAAAAAAAAAUCUAAAAACAUCAAUGAUACAAAAAAUGGAAUGACAGAAACAAUGAAAAAACUUCUAAGCAGGAAACGUGUAACCCUUAAUGAAAGUUUAGCCAAAAAAAGACAAAUUUUCAAUGCCCAAAAAGAUGAAAAUAAACGUUUAACUGAUGACUUUUUGUUUUCUUGUUCAUAA